Molecule: messenger RNA, 1978 nt
Organism: Durio zibethinus
Lineage: Eukaryota; Viridiplantae; Streptophyta; Magnoliopsida; Malvales; Malvaceae
Source: RefSeq, a predicted model, not a curated record
AUUGGACUUGUCUCUGGCCGAAUGAAUGGAAUAAUGGCUUCAAAAUACUCUAUAAAAAUAAAUUGGAAAUCACACGUCAAUUAUCAUUUAAAAACAACCUAAAUCCCCCAGCUACUGGAGAAAUCAUAAUCCUAUACUAAAGGAACAUCUAAAUUCAUUGCGAAGAGAAGAAAAUGAAUGCCAUGGUGAACCUUUUAAUCCUUCUGACAUGUUCUUUCUGCCUUUACCUCCUCAUUUCUCUACUCAAGGUCCUCUACAAAUACUGGUGGAUACCUCUCCGUAUACAGCGUAUACUGAAUUCCCAGGGAAUUAAAGGACCUCCGUAUCAAUUCAUCCAUGGGAACAACAAAGAAGUUGCCAAAAUGUUGAAGAUAGCAUUAAGCAAGCCCAUGGGCUUGAGACAUGAUAUAUUUCCCAGAGUGCGGCCUCAUAUGUACUCCUGGUUCAACAGAUAUGGGAAGAAUUAUCUUUGUUGGGACGGUGUUCAAGCUCAACUGGUGAUUUCAGAACCAGAACUAGUCAAAGAGAUUCUCAAAAAUAGUGAAAAUACUUUUCCAAAAAGGAACCCUACAAUUUAUGGUAGCAAGCUACUGGGGAACGGACUUGUGGCAGCUGAGGGUGAAAAAUGGGCGAAGCAGCGAAAGCUGGCCAAUUACGUUUUUCAUGGUGAGAGCUUAAAGAACAUGACGCCAGCAGUAAUUGCUAGCAUUGAAACAAUGCUAGAAAAGUGGAAAGGGCAAGAAGGCAAAGAGAUCGAAGUGUUCCAAGAAUUUAGAUUGUUGACUUCAGAAGUGAUAUCAAGAACAGCUUUUGGCAGCAGUUACUUGGAAGGGGAGAAGAUUUUUGACAUGUUGAAGAAAUUGUCAAUAAUUGUGAGUCGAAAUCUUUUGAAGGAUAGAAUUCCUGUCAUCAAGUAUUUCGCGAAAAGUGCUGAUUUUCUAGAGUCAGAAGAACUUGCAAAAGGAAUACAAGAUUCUGUGAUGGAGAUUGUUAAGAAAAGAGAAGACAAAGUUGUGAGUGGAGAAGCUGACAGUUUCGGCAGUGAUUUUCUGGGGUUACUUGUGAAUGCCUAUCAUGAUUUAGACGAGAAAAACAGGCUUUCAAAGGAGGAUUUGGUAGGUGAGUGCAAAACAUUCUACUUUGCUGGACAGGAAACUGUUAAUUCCUUGCUUGCCUGGACAGUCUUGCUUUUAGCAAUCCAUAGAGAUUGGCAAGAGAAAGCAAGAAGAGAGGUGAUUGAGAUUUUUGGUAACCAAAAUCCACAUUCUGAAGGCAUUGCCAAACUUAAAACUAUCACCAUGAUCAUUAAUGAAACUCUAAGAUUGUAUGGUCCUGCACAUAGCCUGAUGAGAAAAGUUGGAAGAGAAGUUCAAUUGGGAAAGCUAGUGCUGCCUGCUAAUAUAGAGCUUGUAAUCUCAAUCAUGGCACUUCACCAUGACCCUCAAUUAUGGGGAGAUGAUGCGCACCUUUUUAAACCAGAGAGAUUCAAGGAAGGGAUUGCCAAAGCUACCAAAUACAAUGCCGCUGCAUAUUUUCCCUUUGGAUUGGGAUCUCGAUCUUGUGUUGGUAUGACCUUUGCAACCACAGAAACAAAGACUGCUCUUUCGAUGGUUCUACAACGCUAUACCAUUACCCUUUCCCCUGCCUAUAUCCACUCACCAAUAAUUCUUCUCACCCUUCAGCCACAACAUGGAAUUCAAGUAAUACUCCACUCACUGCAUGAUGAUGCUUAAAAUUGACAUGAUGAUGCUUAAAGUAGGCAUAAUGAUGCUUAAACUAGGCAUGCAGCUGUUAAUCUCCAAGAUGGUAAAACAUGCAAUCAAUAAAAAAUGAGUAUUGGUUUUUAGUAAUGUUGAUCAAUUUACUAUUUUUACUAGUUAUGUCAUACUUGUGUAGGUGAUUUCAUGUGUUGGCUACAAAAAAAUCACUAGAUUAUGUUAUACAAUCAGUCCCAAUUGAAAUGAAAUAGUGCAUUGCA